CCAAUGCCAAUCCAAUGUUGAGCUGCGGACGACUCUUGGAGCCCACCCAUACCCAUGCCCAUGCCCAUGCCCAUGCCCAUACCCAUACCCAUGCCCAUGCCGCCGUCGACGUCGUUGUCCACGUCUCACUGUUCACAUCAUCCUCCUACGCGUGUUGCAUACAGUAAGUUGGAGGAGCAUAUUGUCCUCGCCUCUCCACCUCGUUUGCCAUUCGCCUUCUGCUGUAGCCCACUCUUCCUUGUGCAGCAGCUGGACUCUGGAGAUCAAGUCUUCGCCAUUGCAGGGCUUUUUCGAAGGCAUGCCAACUGCUGGCAAGUGAGGUUGUGGUCAAGGACAAACGGAGGCGCUGAGCUUUGUUUACGUGCACAUCUCAGAGGAAACAGCCGGAGUCCAAAAGCGGGCUAGCGAGCGUCUGCAUGCUGAGACAAGACAAGGUCAGAGAACACGAGGCAACUCCUUUUACACAUCACAUAGCAUAGCAUCAUAACCUCGUGACUGUUUCUAUAUCCCAUCACAUCAUUUCAACAAAUGCUUCUUCCCUUGAAACAUGAAAAUCCGAUUAAGAAAUCUUGGGCAAAAUCCAAGUCACCACACUCUGCGGCGGGAUGGUUCCACUCCAAGUCUGACCGCUGGUAGUGUUGAGUGUCAUAUAAACACUGUUUGUAACAGUGCUGAGAAAGACGACAGUUCGCGUGCCAUCAGGAUUGAUGGAUCCGACACUCUGGACAGCCUGUCCAUUUGAAAUGCUCCCACCACCAGCGACAGGCAGGACUCGUGCACCUCCAGGCAUGAACUUACUGAACUGCGCCAUCAUGUAGUAAGCAGUAUUCAGUGUAUAAGAUCCAUCGUUAUUGAUGGUGACGAGACCGGUACAGUGUGCGCAGCCAUUGUAGAUGUGAGGACCGUUGUUCACAUCGGCAGCGAGGUUCCAAGCCAUCGCUCCCGAAGCCCAGUUUUGUAGAGGGCCCAUGGUGAAUGCUGCGGCGUUGUACCAGGGAGGUGUGGAAGGAGUCCAACAUUCGGUCAUGUAUUGGAUCACGUUGGUGUUGUUUGCUUUGAAAGAGGAGAGGACGUCCCAUCCUGAGGUGCCGGAGUAGCAGUGCCAAGCUACCGUGUUGACGUAUUGGCCUGCAUGGUCAAGGAUUGUUUGAGGAUAGGAUGGCUUGUCUGUGUUGUGAUCGUAGGCCCAAAUCUGAGUAGUCAAGCCUGCUUGAGCGAAGGCUGGCCCGAGACGGUUCUUGAUCAAGAGAGCGUUCUCGUAGUCAUAUACGUACAUAGUCGGGAAGCCAGCAACAGAGUUCAGGGGUUCGUUUUGUAAAGUGAUGGCAUUGACUGGUGCUCCAGCAUUCUGGUAGGCUUGAAUGUACUUGACAAAGUAGUUGGCGAAGGCAUAAGAGUAGUCGGUCUCGCUAGAGUUGAGAUAUGUAUCUUGUAGAUUGUUGUUUUUGGCGUUGCCUGUGAGAGCUUUGUUUCUCUUCAUCCACCCAGGUGCGCUCCAGGAAGAACCAAGGAGUGUCAUUCCAGGCUGAGCUUUCCGCAUCUUGGCAAGUACGGAGGCCAUGGCUGUGCCAUUCGUACCGAGCGUGAAAUUGGCCAGAUUAGGAUCAGGCUGAUUAUUGUUGUCGUCAUACGUGUAGUUGGUGGCACUCAUGUCGGAGCCACCGAUCGUGUGCCGCAUGAGGGAGAAGUUCGCUCCAGAUGUUGUCAUCAACGUAUUGAUCAGACUGUUCUGAUUGGUGCUUGACAUUCGAUUAAAGGUGACGACGGUGGAGUCGGUCACCGCCGCGCCGAAGCCGGUAAUGUUCUGUCGGUACGCAGCUGCAGUGUCGUUGAGCACCAAACCCCAAGCUGUUGUGCCAGACGGCUGAGUGCCGGCACCACGGGCAGGGGCAGUAAUGGCACUGAGCUUGUAUGUGCCAUUGUAGUCGCUGCAAUAAGCUGAUGUGGAAGACUGCCGGAUCUCUAAUGGUAAGGCAGCGAUGGAGAUGGCACUGGCAAUGAAUGAGACGAUAGCGAAGCUCAGCAUGAUGGCAGUCGACUGUGGUGCCCCUUUCGAGUGUUAGCUUUUGCGCCGUCCAUGCACUUGCGAUGCAGAGAGCGCGUUAUAUUCCUGCAGCGUCAUGGCGCUACUCAGAAUGUCGGUCGCGGCGAGGUCCAGAAUGCUCCAAGCGUGUUCCUGCAAAGCGUAAUGAGAUUUGGGUUCAACAGUGUCCUUGCGAUCGCUGCAUAUGGUGACGAGAGAGCACUGCUGCUAACAAAGGGUGUCUGCGCUCAUCACAAAGUGCCCAUCGAAGACUCAACCAAACCGGAGUCGCUGAAACAUGACCCCCUGUUUCACGUGCAGCUCCAGGAAACUUUUGUUGAUAAGCGCGUAGACUUGCAGGCUGUCACGACAAUGCAGUUCCCAAGAAAGGAGCAGUGCCUCUUCAGUAUUCGCUGGGCCGCUGAGAGGCAACUACGCCAGCGUAGUAGACAUGCUCAGAGGUACGCCAUGCUCCAAAGUUCAGCUUUUCCCAAUGAGUACACAUGCGGAACGGUGUCUCCAGAACUGCCCAUCGGGUGCACCUCAGCUUGGCGUACGGUCCCGGCAGCCCUACCCACUCAUACGCUGCAAGGACAAGGACUCUUUCCCAACAGCAAGUCUUCCGGCCAGGUAAACCCACGAUGCCGAGACAAACUUUGUGCGAUCGCAUACGUGGCCGCCGAAGGCCAGGAGGCCAUGCAUCUAGAACCAAUCAAUGGCGGUAUUCGGCGCAGUGGUAAGUAUGACGGGUGCCUCCAUACUCUGUGCAGCCCGACUGCCAACUGCUGUUGUUUGGCCGUCAACGAUGCGUGGGUCGGACGAGCAAGCGCUGUCCGGUGCACUCUGCAGGAGCCUCAUCCAGGAACUUUCAUGGCGCUGAACUACAGCUAUUCUUAUUCCGGUAAAUUCGAUGAAGCUGCUGUCGCCCAAUCAACUUGCACCUUUGCUGAGUCCUGUCAUCGCUUAUCGCCGUCCAAAGAAGGCUGGUCAAGAUCCAAUGUCUGCAUAGCACUGGCCGUGGUCCAGCGACUGCGAAGGCCUCUACUGCAUAGUCACACCGUGAUUGGCUUUACUCAAAGAUCAUGGGGUGCUGGUGCAGGAGCGUGGUGGGGACACGUCGACGAUAAAGAUCAGAGAGACGUCGGAAAGAGUUUCGAAGUUGGCCAGGGCUUCCGGGCUCUUGCUUCUCAUCCAGGCUUCAGUCUCGCCAGCCUGCCUAGAUGUACAAUAUUGAGACCGCGAGGCCAACAUGCUGACGCAAGGGUCUACUCCCUACUAAUGCUUCACAGCGGAAUAACACACCAUGACGAUAAGGCUUCCAGCCUUGGCGCACGGUCAGCCUUGGCGCACGGUAUUUAG
Pseudocercospora fijiensis CIRAD86 is the source of this 3382-nucleotide messenger RNA. RefSeq lists its product as uncharacterized. The transcript has 16 exons. The record is from RefSeq and is a predicted model, not a curated record. The coding region runs from base 2078 to 3382 and encodes 434 amino acids. Lineage: Eukaryota; Fungi; Ascomycota; Dothideomycetes; Mycosphaerellales; Mycosphaerellaceae.